This is a messenger RNA of Bactrocera dorsalis (oriental fruit fly), 1568 nucleotides long. RefSeq names its product zinc metalloproteinase nas-13. Bases 433 to 1236 code for a protein of 267 amino acids. Gene Ontology annotation, molecular function: metalloendopeptidase activity; zinc ion binding. NCBI's taxonomy places the organism in Eukaryota, Metazoa, Arthropoda, Insecta, Diptera, Tephritidae. The transcript has a single exon. Gene Ontology annotation, biological process: proteolysis. The record is from RefSeq and is a predicted model, not a curated record.
AGGCAAAUAAGUAUAACAAAAUAAACUUCAUAAUUUGCAAAGAUCUGUUUUCAAUGUAUAGUUGCAUUGUCCAGUUAUAUGUGUGCAUAUCUGGACUUAUUCGAAUACAUUAACUUGUAUUAAAGGAAACCAUCAAAGUAUAAUCUCGUAUAAACGAAAAUAUAUACAAACACAAAUAGUGUUCAGCAAUUUCUUUUGCAUAAUUUUAACCAGGUCUCAAUGUAUAACACACUCAAUGUGAUUGCAAAUGGUGUCGUCUUGUACAAAACUGCAGGUAACGUAGUGAUCUAUCUUUGGCCAUUAGCAUAUUAAAUAGGCUUUGCGAUAUGUAAAUGAAUUGUACAUAUUGCACGCAUUUGUUGACGAUCCAGGUACUAUAUAAAAGAAAAUCCAAAUGUAAAGUGUGUUUAGUACUGUAUCCAAUUCCAUAUCAUGAAUCGAAAUAAUUUCUAUUUUUUCGUUAGCUGGCUUAUUUUGUUACUAGUUGUACAAUUAACUUUUGCAAAACCAAACACUUCAGGAAAAGUCAACAUAGAAGAUUUUGAAAAUUACUUAAAUGAAAUCCAUGUUGAUGACGAAGCGGCCGAAGAUAAGACCCGUAACGCGGUGAAUUCGCCGUUACAACGCUGGCCAAGCAAUUUGCUACACUACACAAUCUCCACAGAUUACAGCAAGGAGGAAGUUGAUAAUGUCCACGCAGCCUUACUGGUAUUUAAUGAAAGUACAUGUCUAAGAUUUAGAGAGUAUGAUGUUCGUCAAAAUGGAAAUUUAAAGUACAUUAAUUAUAAAAAAUCUUCGGACUUGUGUGGUACAAGAGUUGGUUUUAACCCCCUAACUCCAACGGGACCUCACGACGUGAUCCUAAAUCCCUACUGUUUAAGUGAACGUGGUGUUAUACAACAUGAAACCUUGCAUGCUCUUGGACUCUACCACGAACAGAGUCGUCCAGAUCGCAAUAAAUACGUAAAAAUUGAAUAUUCCAAUAUUCCUCAAAAGUAUUGGUCACAAUUUAUCGCCUACCCCGAAAUAUACACUACUACUUACAAUGUAUUGUACGACUAUGAAAGUCUGAUGCAUUACUCGGAGUUUGCUUUCUCAAAGGACCGUACGAAACCAUCAAUGCGUGCAAGAAGUGGCAAUACAGUAAUAGAUCGUAAAAUGGGGCAAAUAGUGGGUCCCUCAGAAGGGGAUUUGAAAAAAAUUAAUAUCAUGUACAAAUGUAACCCAUUAAAGUAAGGAAAUGGCGCAUUUGUGAAAUGCCGAAUUCAAAAGUAAAAACUUUUGUUUUGUAAAAGCUGUAAGUAUACAUACAUACAUAUGUACAUACGUAUGUAUAUGAAUACAAGUUUUUUCAGGAGCAAGAAAACCCGUCUUAGUAAUGCAGAAAAUAGUAAUUGAUUUGGCUUUUAAUUUUUGGUGUUCGAAUCUUGCAAGUGUCUAAUAUAUAAAUAUAUACAUAUAUUGUUACAUACAUGUAUACAUAAUAAAAAAUUAAAUUGCUCAGUUAUGUAAAAUCAUCUUGCAUUCAAAACGCAAUAUACAUACAUACAUAUGUGGAAACACAAAGA